AUGGACCGCUUUUGGACAUUUCUCACUUAUAUUCAUUCUUUCUCCGGGCCUGCAAUCAUGUUGCUCUAUCCCUUGUAUGCAUCAGUUCAAGCGAUUGAGACUGAAGACAAGCUUGAUGAUGAACAAUGGUUAGCAUAUUGGAUUUUGUACUCUUUCCUGACGCUCAUGGAUAUGGUUUUGGAGCCAAUCUUGAGAUGGGUACCAAUUUGGUAUGAGAUGAAGGUAUUGUUAGUGGCUUGGUUGGUAUUACCACAAUUUAGGGGAGCAGCUUUCAUAUAUGACAAGUUUGUGAGGAAACAAUUAAGAAAAUAUGGGGUUUUAAGCGAAUCUUCUUCUAGUUCAUCAUCAUCAUCACCACCAUCCAAGAGCAAGAGCAAGAGCAAGAACAAAUAUUUAGGCCUUGUUACUUCAAAAAAGGGGGAGCAGGAGGAGUAAUGAGAGCUUGGAGAUCAGGUUUGCCUCUCGUUUUAACUUUUAAGAUAUGGAUUACUUUUAAGACAUGGAUAGAUUUCCUUUUUUUUUUUUUUUUUUACUUUU
Messenger RNA from Asparagus officinalis (garden asparagus), 537 nucleotides. Its product is annotated as HVA22-like protein e. The transcript has 5 exons. Bases 1 to 435 code for a protein of 144 amino acids. Lineage: Eukaryota; Viridiplantae; Streptophyta; Magnoliopsida; Asparagales; Asparagaceae. The record is from RefSeq and is a predicted model, not a curated record.